CACGGCUGAUUGGGGAGCAGCACAAUAAGAUAUAAUGACUGUAGAAUUGGUGACAUCAACGCCUCAACCAUGACGACAACGGCCUCAACCAUGACGACAUCCGCGGUGCAGCUGGCGAUGGAGACGGCACCCAUGCAGGAUGCUGUCGCUGCUGCCGUGUUUGAAGAGGAGGGGGCCACGCUGGAGAUGGUGCGGAUGUAUAGGCGACAGAUUGAGGACAUCUACGCGGUGCUUAUUCAACAUCAGCACAAUCUACCCGUGGACCUUCUGGGGGAGGGUGAGGAGCUGUUCAGUGGUUGGGAGGAGGAGCUCCGUGAAAAUCUUCCUAUUCAACAGUUGGGAGCCAUCGAGAGAGUACAGGUGAUGGUGAAAUUGGGGGAUUGUACCGAAGUGUUGGGGGAGGUGAAGGGAUUUCUCGUCGAAUUUCGGAAACGGCUAUGGGGCGCAGGGCCUGAGGAGGGGCGGGUGCUGCCUUCGUCGUCGGAUGCUUCGACCGAAGCAAAUGAUACUUCUAUCUCGACUACCUUCCCUAUCGAGGAAGUGGUGAUUGGCUGUGGGGAACCUGAGGAGGGGCAGGGGACCGAUGGCGAACGGGAGGAGUGCCUGUUUGCGAGCAACGACGAUUACAAUCGGUUGGAGGAGGGGGCUAUCGCCAAGUGUGAAAACCAUGACACCAACAACAACAACAACAACAACAACAACAACAACAACAACAACAACAACAACAACAACAACAACAACGAUGUCAGUGGCUUCAACCUUCAGGAUAUCUAAGAUGGGCAUACGCUGGACAACGACAGCAACAACAACAACAACAACAACAACAACAACAACAACAACAACAACAACAACAACAACAACAACAACAACGACAAUAACAACAACCACAAAAACGGCAGUGUCUUCAACUUCGAAGAUAGCGAUGUUGGGAAUCCGCUGUAUGUGGCGCAGGGUUAUGCCGAUCUCUCGCGCAGCAACGAAUACUAUUGCGAUGACUGUGUUGAUAUUGGUAAUAUAGCGGGUGACAACACAGCUGACGAAGGCCAGGGUGGGGGGCAGGCUCUCUCCCUCCUUUUUCGCCUUCCCUUCUCUUGUUGCUGCUCUGUACUGUGGGGUCAGGAGCGACAGGGCUGGGCGAUUGGGAUGUGUGUAGAACAGGGGGACGGCACGGGACUGGGGGGGGAGCUUUGGUGGUGGGAAGGGGUAGGAUAGGUAGGGUUUUUACUCCCCGGUUAGAAUACGCCUAUGAAUUUUGAAAAUCGGGGGGGGAAGUAGUUGAGGGCAAUAUGAUAUAAAUCUGUUAAUCAAUUCGCUUGUCCGCCUUCGCAGAUGGUCGUUGCAGAUCGGGCGGACUUGUAAUGAAGCAAUGAUUAGGUA
Molecule: messenger RNA, 1377 nt
Organism: Chara braunii
Lineage: Eukaryota; Viridiplantae; Streptophyta; Charophyceae; Charales; Characeae
Source: the annotation of a GenBank genome assembly